Molecule: messenger RNA, 4194 nt
Organism: Closterium sp. NIES-67
Lineage: Eukaryota; Viridiplantae; Streptophyta; Zygnematophyceae; Desmidiales; Closteriaceae
Source: the annotation of a GenBank genome assembly
ACAAAACCAGCAUCCAUCUGCAGACCUUACCUCAGGUCUGCUGUUGCUCGUCCAUGGCUGCGCACUGAGCAUGAAGGUGCUGAAUCUUCCGACUCUCUAAGCGUAAUAGCGCUAUUGAAAAGCGUGUAAUAUAUUCUAGCGCUCUGGUGCUCGGACAUUGGACCGAUGGCUAGCUCCGUCGGAAUGGCGUCGCUGGGCAAUUCAUGCACCGUUGCAGUAUCGUCCAUCUGCACCCCUCGCAGGCCUCGUAAAGUUCAGGCGAAUGUCGGAUGGGCCAGCAGCAGCCUUCUAUGUCGCACCAGUCGAUCGACGCCAGCCGCUGUGUCUCGAGUGGCUCGAUUCCCUUCGGUUCAGUGCGGCAGCAGCCCCACCCCCCGCCGCGACGGCGCAAGCAUCUCCACGGACGACAUCCCCGCAGCCACCGCCAAGCCCACCCGCUCGGCCAGGGCUCGCAAGGAUGCUGUUAGCGAGACAGCUACUGACGAGGACAACGGCAGCGCUGUUGAGAAAGCCGACCCCAUUCGCCGACGCACCCGCGCGAGCAGCAGCAGCAGCGGAGCUAAGGACAAGAAGAGCAAGAAGGGCGCAUCUCCGGCCAAGGCCGGCGAAGACGCGGACGAGCAGGCGGGAGGGGCAACCGGCGGGGACAGGAGGCGGAAGAGCAAGGCGCUGAGCGAGAACGAGGGCAGGCUGGCGCAGCUGCGGGAGGAGCUGCAGAAGGCGCUGGAGGAGCGGCAACGGCUCGCGGCGUUGCUGCAGGGGAAGGCGGAACCGGAGGAGGCGGCACCGGGGCAGGCUACGCGCACGCCCGUGGGGGAGAGGGCGACUCAGGCGAAGGAGGAGGCGGCGGCAGCAGCGGUGCGGAAGGCGGCCGCGGAAAGGGCGCGAGACGAGGCGUUGGCGCUGAAGAAGGAGGAGGAGGCGCUGAGAGCGGUGCAGGCGGCGGAGAAGGCGGAAAGGGAGGUGGCGCAGGCGCGGGCGCGGGAAGAAGCCGCGGCUGAGACGCGUGAAGUCGCAGCAGCGCGCGCGCGCGAAGAGGCGGAGGCGAAGGCGGCCGGGGAAGCAGCAGCGAGGGCGAGUCGAGAGGCCGCCGCGCGGGCACGGGAGGCGGCGGAGGAGCGCGCGAGGGCGGAAGCCAUGGCGAGGGAGCGGGCGGAGGCGGAGGCGAAGGCGCGCGCGGAAGCGGCGAGCAUGGUGGAGCUGCCGCGGCGGGAGCAGCUGCGGAAGCUGCAGGAGGAGCACGAGUUCAUCGCCGCCAAGAUGUUCUUCUACCCCGGGCAGGCGCAGCCUGGCAAGCCCGUGGAAAUCUUCUUCCACCGCCCGGCCAGCGUGCUGAAGGACAAGUCGGGCGUGAACGUGGUGGGCGCGUUCAACAACUGGCAGUGGCAGCCGUUCAAGGCCGAGCUCAAGCCGUCCACCGAGGUGGGCAACGACUGGUGGACGUGCGUCAUCCAGGUCCCGGCCGAGGCGUACCAGGCGGACUUCGUGUUCCACAGCAACGACAACGUGUACGAGAACAACGACGGGCACGACUUCUACUUCGCCGUGACCGGCGGCAUGGGCGAGGAGGAGUUCCACACCAUGCUUAACGAGCGCAAGCGGCAGGAGGCGGAGAGGGAGGCGGCGGAGGAGGCGGAGCGGGAGAGGCGCGCGGAGGAGGAGCGCAGGGCCGCGAAGCUGAAGGCGCAGCAGGAGGCGGAGCGGAAAAAGGCGCGCGACAUGGCGAACGAGGCGCGGAACAGGCUGGGGGAGAUGCGGCGCACGUGUGGCACGAGUCUGGAGGGCGUGUGGCGCGUGGAGGAGGUGGGGGGGGCGGGGGGGGGAGAGCGCGUGGUGCGGCUGCUGUAUAACAGGGCGGGGCGACCGCUGGCGGGGAGUGGCGCGGUGUGGGUGCAUGGCGGGAUCAACGGGUGGCAGGACGGGCUGUCCGCCACGGGCGAGCUGAAGGCAGACAACAAGGACCAUGGCGACUGGUGGUCCAUACAAUUGACGCUCCCCCCCGACGCGGUGGUGCUGAACUGGGUGAUGGCGGACGGACCGGUGGGCGGGGCGCGCGCGUACGACAACAACGGGCGCAAGGACUUCGCGGCGAGCGUGGCGAGCGACGAGGAGGCGCGGCGGUACUUCGACGCGCUGGAGGAGACGGUGCUGGCCCGGCUGGAGAAAGAGCGCAUCGAGAGGGAGGAGCGCGAGGCCAAGGAGGCGGUGCGACGUGGGGAGCUGAAGGCGGCCAUGAAGCGGCGCACCAAGGAGGCGUUCCUGCAGUCGCAGGCGCACGUCUUCUUCACCGAGCCUGCCGAGCCGCGUGCGGGCGAGACGGUGCGCGUCUUCUACAACCCCAGCAACACCGUGCUGCACGGCCGGCAGAACGUGUGGAUGCGGGGGUCGUUCAACCGCUGGACGCACCGCACCGGGUGCUUCCUGCCCGUGCACAUGCAGCCGGCCGCCAACGGCACGCACCUCGUGGGCGAGGUGACGGUGCCCAUCGACGCGUUCAUCAUGGACCUCGUCUUCAUGGACAGCAGCGACCCCAACGUCGCGUCCUACGACAACCGCGGCGGGCUGGACUACCACGUGCCCAUCACCAACAGCACGGCCAAGGAGCCCCCGCUCUACAUCACUCACAUCGCCCUCGAGAUGGCGCCCAUUGCCAAGGUGGGCGGGCUGGGCGACGUGGUGACGUCGCUGUCGCGAGCCAUCCUGGAGCUGGGCCACAAGGUGGAGGUGGUGCUGCCCAAGUACGACGUCCUCAAAUACGACAAUAUCCAGGACAUGCAGGACCGCGGGUCGUUCGCAUGGGGCGGCACCAACUGGCGCAUGUGGUUCGGCUACGUGGAGGGCAUCGGCGUGCACUUCCUCGAGCCCGAGAACGGCAUAUUCUGGGUGGGGUGCAUCUACGGACGCAAGGACGACGGUGCGCGCUUUGGCACCUUCUGCAAUGCUGCUCUGGAGUUCCUUGUGCAGACAGGCCGCCAGCCGGACAUCAUCCACUGCCACGACUGGUCGUCAGCGCCGGCGGCGUGGCUGCACGCGGAGAGCUACAAGCAGUACGGGCUGGGCAACGCGCGCACCGUCUUCACCAUCCACAACCUCGAGUUCGGCCAGGCGCUCAUCGGCCGCGCCAUGGCCGCCUGCAACAUGGCCACCACUGUGUCGCCCACGUACGCGUGGGAGAUAGGGGGCCACGGUGCGGUGGCAGCGCACCGGGGCAAGUUCCACGGCAUUCUCAACGGCAUCGACCCGGACAUCUGGGACCCAAUGACCGACCCCUUCAUCCCAAUGCGGUACUCCGCGGAGGAGGUGGUGGAGGGCAAGCGCGCGGCGCGGGACGAGCUGCGGCGGCGGCUGAACCUGCGGUUUGAUGACCGGCCCGUGGUGGGCAUCGUGACCAGGCUCACCGCGCAGAAGGGCAUCCACCUCAUCAAACACGCCAUCUGGCGCACACUGGACCGCGGCGGGCAGGUGGUGCUGCUGGGGUCGGCGCCCGACCCGCGUGUGCACAGCGAGUUUGAGCACCUGGCGGGGCAGCUCAACAACUCGCACAACAACAUGCAGCGCCUCUGCCUCUCCUACGACGAGCCGCUCUCCCACCUCAUCUACGCUGGGUGCGACAUGAUCCUGGUGCCGUCCAUGUUUGAGCCGUGCGGCCUCACGCAGCUCAUUGCCAUGCGCUACGGCGCCGUGCCCGUCGUCAGGAAGACAGGAGGGCUGAACGACACGGUGUUUGACGUGGACAACGACCACGACCGGGCGAGGGCGCACAGCAAGGAGGUCAACGGCUUCUCCUUCGAGGGCGCCGAUGCUGCCGGCCUCGACUAUGCGCUCGACAGAGCCAUAUCCGGGUGGUACGACGGGCGGGAGUGGUGGAACGGGUUGGCCAGGCGGGUGAUGGAGCAGGACUGGACGUGGAACAGACCCGCGCUUGACUACCUCGAGCUCUACUACGGCGCUAGGAAAUGACCUCAGCAUUGCACUAGGAAAUAAGGAAGCUGUGAAAGAGAAGCAUUGUGUGCAUCUCUACUUUGAAACUGUUUUGCCACGAGUUUCCUGCCUUGUUGAGUUGUUUCGUGGCCUGAUGUCUAUUGGGCUGAGGCCAACUUUGUGAUUGAAAGAGCACCACUUUGAUGUACCGUAUUCUCCCGGAUACAGUGCCCGCCGGAAUUAAGCUCCCAUGGGUGGCUUGAGCGGGUAUGG